CCGCAUUCGCGUUCCACGCUCGAAGAGUUCAACCGCCCCGCACCGGCGUGGUGGAAGCGUGUGGCGCUCAUCGCAACCAUCAUCUUCCUCGGCUGGAGCGCGAUCCGCUUCGGUCGCGGCGCGAGCAAGUCGAAGCAGCCCGAGGUCAUCUACGCGACGCGAUACUCGGACGAGUUCAAGUAUCGGCCCGCGGCGUCCCCUGUGAUUACGGAAUAUUUGAAAGAUGGGCGGAUCCGGCUGCGUGGUGCAACACCCGGCGGGGUGGGCGUGAGAGAGGAGGACGUGCCGCUUACACCG
Cutaneotrichosporon oleaginosum is the source of this 297-nucleotide messenger RNA. RefSeq lists its product as uncharacterized. Lineage: Eukaryota; Fungi; Basidiomycota; Tremellomycetes; Trichosporonales; Trichosporonaceae. The record is from RefSeq and is a predicted model, not a curated record.